This is a messenger RNA of Nerophis lumbriciformis (worm pipefish), 1810 nucleotides long. RefSeq names its product tissue-type plasminogen activator-like. Gene Ontology annotation, molecular function: serine-type endopeptidase activity. The record is from RefSeq and is a predicted model, not a curated record. Gene Ontology annotation, biological process: proteolysis. Lineage: Eukaryota; Metazoa; Chordata; Actinopteri; Syngnathiformes; Syngnathidae.
AUAUGCCGAGCUAAAGGUUGAUUAAGCUGUCAAGGACCACAUCACAUGUACAUUUGAGUUUCUUUUUCCCGUCAUUCUCCACUUACUCUGCUUGAAUGCCACACCAUGCCGUUUGCAGCACGACUCCUGCUUCUAAUGAGCGCGGGCGUCCUGAGCGUCCAAGGAGACUUGAUGACUGUGUUGUUCCAAGGUAUAAUGGAUGGAAUUGAUUUGGUCAAGACGAUACCUGAUCACCUUAUUCACAAGUCAACGUCUCCUUGUGACCCCAAUCCUUGUCAGCGUGGAGGCUUUUGUGUGAGCUCCAGCAACCAAGUACCCAUUUGCACAUGUCCUGCAGGGUACAAGGGCCGCUUCUGUCAAAUACCCCCCACAGACUGCUACGAAGGCAAAGGGCAAUCCUAUCAAGGCGUCGUCAGUACCACCGAGCGAGGGGAGGACUGCCUUAACUGGUAUUCCAUCGACAUUUGGCUACACCGAGAAAGCGCUUUUGACACCCACCUCACCUCCAGCGUCCUGGACGACAACAACCACUGCAGGAACCCAGACGAGGAAGACAAGCCGUGGUGUUACGUCAAAAGGCAUGGCAAGCUGGAGUGGGACUAUUGCAACGUGACAAAGUGUCACCAAGCCCCCACAGGGUGCUACGAAGGCAAAGGGCAUUCCUAUCAAGGCGUCGUCAGUACCACCGAGCGAGGGGAGGACUGCCUUAACUGGUAUUCCGUCCACAUUUCGCUCCAGCAAGAAAGAGGUUUCCACACCUACUACAACUCCAGCAUCCUGGACGACCUUAACCACUGCAGGAACCCAGACAAGGAAGACGAGCCGUGGUGUUACGUCAAAAGGAAUGGCCAGCUGGAUUGGGGCUAUUGCUACGUGAAGAAGUGUCACCAAGAACACUUGAUACUCACCCCGCCGCCCAAAGUGAGCCGAGACUCUCCCCCUUUCUCCCAGUGCGGUGUAUCCCAUCCUCUUACCCUGCCCAGGAUCUACGGCGGGAGCAAGGCCGCGCCUAGCGCCCACCCGUGGCAGGCGUCAGUGCAAGCUCGACGUGAUAACUCACAGCAAGACUUUCGUCAUCAUUGCGGUGGUAGCCUCAUCGCCUCCUGCUGGGUCCUCACAGCUGCCCACUGCAUAAACAAUCAGUUUGAAUACCAAGUGCAGCUGGGAGGGGUCAAAUUGUCCGAAGCGGAGGACAAAGGCCAGAUCAUCCCUGUGAUAAAGACCAUAGUCUAUAAUGGCUACAGGAGUACCGCUGAGGCUCUUUACAGUGACAUAGCUCUGCUUCGCCUCAAGUUCAUGGACGGAGAUCAGUGUGCCAAGGAAACAAGAGUUGUCCGCACCGUCUGUCUACCCAAUCAGAAUUUCCCUACCGGAAAGAAGUGCGUCGUUUCGGGAUGGGGACGGAACGAAGACGCGCCGUACAGCAACCACUUGUUGGAUGUUGUCGUUUCUCUAAUCUCCCAGCAAAGCUGCAGAGAUCCUGCAGUGUACGGAAACUUGUUGGACAGCACCAUGUUGUGUGCCGGCGACCUCCACGGCGGCAAAGACUCCAGUGAAGGUGACUCAGGUGGUCCGCUGGUGUGCCAACACGACGGCGUGCACUACCUUGCAGGUGUGGUGAGCUGGGGCCAUGGCUACGCGCAUUCCCACAAGCCUGGUGUGUACGUCAACGUUUAUUCAUUUGUCGACUGGAUUAAGCAGCACAUUGACACCCCCUACACUACAACCUGACCAGGGUUCGGAAUUAUAAAUAAUGACUUGAAUUUUUGGCAAAUCUGAAUUAAAACAAAAAAAAAGGUACACAUGUUUA